AUGCAUAGAAAGACACCUUUUGGACAAUAAAUGAGUGAAAAAAGUGAUUAUUUUAUGGAUGUUUGUAUUGAUUGCAGAGAUUGUCACUGAGUUAAGCGGUGGUCAGAAAUGAGUGAUAAGUUGUCUGAAGCCAAUGAGUGCUACAAUAAGGCCGACAAAUAUCUUAAGACAGGUCUUCUCAAAUGGAAACCCGAUUUCGAUUUGGCCGCCAAUGAGUACUCACGAGCGGCCACGUGUUUUAAGUCACUGCAAAUGGCAGACAAGUGUCUGGACGCACACCUGAAGGCUGCCGACUGUUAUCUCAAAAACAAGUCUUACUUCUCGGCCGCGAAGGCUUAUGAACAGGUGGCCAUUGUAUGCAAAGACAUGAAUAACUGGGAUUCAAUGAUCAAAUACUUGGAGCAGUCGUGUUAUCUGUAUAGAGAGCACGGAGUGGUCGAUACGGCGGCGCUAACCCUGAAUCGCGGCGCUCAGAUGAUCGAGAGUGUGAAGCCUGAGAAGGCGGCCGAGUGGUACAGUCAGGCGUCGGAGGUAACGAUGCUGGAGGAGAGGCCCCGACAGGCGGCCGAAUACGCCAACAAAUCCGUUCGCAUUUAUCUCAAACUCAGGAGAUAUGAGGACGCGAUUGAAUGGUUGAGGAAAGCGAUGAAUCAUUUGCUGGAAGCGGAUGACAGGCCGAGUUUGGGUCGACUCUACGUGGGUCUGGUGCUCGUCGAGUUGGCCCACGAGGACGUGGUCUCCGCUCAGAAGGCCUUCCGAGAGGGCAAGAGUUAUAUCGAAGACGCGGAGAUCUCUUAUUUGACGACACUAUUGGACGGUUUCGAUCAAAUGGAUGCCACGGCUAUCGUCACUGGACUCAACAGUCCUUUCAUCAAAAGUCUUGACAACGAAUAUACAAAAAUUGCCCGAAAUUUACAGCAAAAAUAUGCGGCAAAAAUGAAAGCAAAUGAGAGCUCAAGUCCUAGCGGUGGGGCCGUCGAUGAAGAGGCCGGUGCUAUGCUUUGAAUGACAUGCAUGCCGGUGCUAUUACACUAUUACCGUAUUUAUAAUCUCGUGUAUUAUAUGAAAUUCAUUAUUAUUAUGAAUAGACUUUUACUGUAAAUAUAUGAGUUAUAUUUCAAUCAAUUCAUUCCCUUAUAAUAAUUCCAAUGAUUAUUUCAAACAAUAAAUUCUAAUCUAAUUUCAAGUAAUGACAAAUCCCUCGAGAGUAUGAUUAAAACCAAAAUGUAUUGUAAUUGUGGCACA
This is a messenger RNA of Oppiella nova, 1245 nucleotides long. Lineage: Eukaryota; Metazoa; Arthropoda; Arachnida; Sarcoptiformes; Oppiidae. The record is from the annotation of a GenBank genome assembly.